Egretta garzetta (little egret) is the source of this 1772-nucleotide messenger RNA. RefSeq names its product COMM domain containing 6 (gene COMMD6). NCBI's taxonomy places the organism in Eukaryota, Metazoa, Chordata, Aves, Pelecaniformes, Ardeidae. Bases 85 to 306 code for a protein of 73 amino acids. Gene Ontology annotation, molecular function: NF-kappaB binding. The transcript is spliced from 4 exons. The record is from RefSeq and is a predicted model, not a curated record.
CUGCCAAAACAUGCAGUUCAAGUUAUUCGUCAUGUAUGGAAUGAGCAGGGCAAAUCCAUCACUGUGUCAGAAGAUGCAAGAAGUAUGGCCACAGUGGGGCAGUUUCUAGAUAUUAAAUGGAAACUGGGAGUUGCAAUGAGCUCUGACACCUGCAGGUCUCUGAAGUAUCCUUAUGUUACAGUGACACUAAAAGUGGCUGACCCUUCAGGACAAAUAACGGACAAAACUUUUGAAAUGACGAUCCCACAGUUCAAGAACUUCUUCAGACAGUUCAAGGAAAUGGCGGCUGUUCUUGAAACAGUUUGAAGAGAACUCUUAUUUACACUGAAAUUUCAGACAGACUUAGAUCAAGUAAACUUCUUUCCAUUCUGCACGGGGAAUAAAGUGCCAUUGCUCAGCAAGAAGUGGAGUAUAAAGCUGCUAUAACUGGAAAACAUUUUCAUACUUUGGCCUAGUGAAUUAGCUGGUUUACAUCAUUGCAAGAGUUGUAAAAAAGAAUUAUAAAAAGAAUACAGUUGGGUUUUUUUUUUUUUAGUAAAGCUGGAGCCUUACAAAUACUUCCCAUUUUGUUCUAAUGCACUUAAGUUCUUCAUACAGCUGGAAAAUUUGUGCCUUCAUUGGAACUGGAUGGAAAAGAAGAUUUAAUUAAUCAUGUCUUAACUUCUAGAAACAACAAUUUAGUAGACACUGGAAGGUAAUGAGGAAACUUUCAGUUACAGCUUUUGCUUUGUUGUCCAUCACCAAGAAGAGAAAGUUGGCAGCCUUUGAAAAGUCUAACUUAAAUUUUGUCAAGUCAAAUAUUCUAGAAAUAUUAAAGAAUAUUUUUUAAAUGUCCCUGAACUCCAGGAUGUUGUAACUCUGGCUGGAAGAUGCCUGGACAUGUGUGCUAUACCAGUUUACUGUCUGAGAAUUUUCAGAGGUGUUUAUGGACAUCUAGGAGAUGUGAUUAAAAGUUGGCAAUGUACUCAAACUUCUGAGAUCUGUCCUGAUCACUAUCAGUAGGAAUUCUUGUACUGAGUAAUGGAAGAACUAAGUACUUUAUUUAAAAAAAAAAAAUUUAAAAACCUAACAGUUUGCAGGAUAGCAAUAUUAACAUGUUAAAACAAACUGUUGAAUUGUUUGUAUGUGCAGAAACCAGAUCUUUUCAAAGAGAAUCAGGAGUCCUUGCGUGUUCCUAAUUCUACUUGUCGAUUGAUAUGAAAUUGUAUAAUAUGAAUAUUUUUGUAAGUCCAUAAACAGUCAUUAAACAUACAGGUAACAAAGAUAAAGAUGGUCUGUGUUUUGUUUUAAGCCUACUGCAUGAAAGUCUGUAUCAUAAAUACUGUCAUGGGUAAAGUUUCAGGACUAGACUGUGACUAAACUUUCCUUAUUAAAUUAGGAUGAAGUUUAGACAUAUGUAGCCUUUCUCUGUGAUAGGGCAUCAAGUAGCUGAGGGGUAACUGCAGGCUGCAAGGAAUAUUUGUAUCAAUUACUUAGCUAGGCAGAAUGUUGUAUUGACCCAGGAAAAGACAGAGGACAUAGGAGUUUAAUGAAAUUUUGCAGGAAAUUGCAUUUAAGUGGUUUUCUCUCCUUAACACUUGUUAGGAGACAAGGAAACAAUUUUUCUUUUCAACAUUUGCCUGGAACGGAGCAAGAGGAAGGAAGGGGGAAGGGUCUAGCACAGUAAACAAACCCAAGGGAGGGAAUAAUGAAGGAAUCUCCUGGUAAUGACUGACUGUUGUCUUCAUCACAUGACUUGUUUGGUUUUUUUUUUUGCAUUGGUUUCAAACACA